GGUAAUGAAGUCCCUCCAUGUUGUUAUUGUCACGUGACGCUAACUUUAGCCGCUACUCGGUAAACAGGCACCAGUGGCUAACAUGAUGCGGGGAAAGACUGUGAUUGUGACCGGAGCGAACAGCGGGAUCGGCAAAGCCACUGUAGCGGCAAUUGUGAAGCUCCAGGGCCGGGUGAUCAUGGCUUGUCGGGACCAGGCCAGGGCCGAGGAGGCUGCGCUGGACACUCUGCAGGAGACCGGGGCCGAUAGCAGGCUGGUGGUGGUUAAACAGCUGGACCUGGCCUCCCUGGAGUCUGUGCGCUCCUUCUGUGAAGACAUUAUAAAGGAGGAGCCUCGGCUAGAUGUGCUGAUCAACAACGCUGGAGUCUACCAGUGUCCCUACACCAAGACGGAGGACGGCUUCGAGAUGCAGUUUGGGGUCAACCACCUUGGUCACUUCCUGCUCACCCACCUGCUGCUGGACCUCCUAAAGCGCUCGGCGCCCAGCCGCGUCGUGGUGGUCUCCUCCAAGCUCUACAAGCACGGCGACAUUAACUUCGACGACCUGAACAGUGAGAAGUUCUACGACAAGGCCUUUGCCUACAGCCGCAGCAAACUGGCCAACCUGUUGUUCGCCUGCGAGCUGGCCCGUCGCCUGGAGGGCAGCGGGGUGACGGUGAACGCUCUGACCCCGGGGAUCGUGAGGACUAACCUGGGAAGGCACGUGCACAUUCCGGUGUUAGCGAAGCCCCUUUUUAACCUGCUCUCCUGGGGCUUGUUUAAAAGCCCAGAGGAAGGAGCUCAGACUUCAGUGUACCUGGCCUCCAGCCCAGAUGUUGACGGUGUGCAGGGAAAGUGCUUUGCAGAUUGCAAGCCCUUGGAUCUUCUGCCGAAGGCCACGGAUCAGGAAGUGGCGUCUAAACUGUGGGACAUCAGUGAAGUCAUGGUGGGCAUAACCACUUGAGAGCUGUCUGACACUCGCUGUGCAAGGUUUUCACAGCAAAGAAAUGACUGAAACUGAAGGAAAUGCAGUGCCUUUGUUGCGUUACCGUAACAUUUAGUUGUGGUUCUGGGAUAUCGAGAUGUUUUCUGGGAUUAGGGAAAUGUUUGUAUCCAUUUACAUGCAGAUUUGUUUGCAGCAUCUUGUUCCCUUUAGCUGUUUAAUAAAUUCCUAAAACCAGAUGUUUCUAAUGUGACUGUUGCAACAUAACUGAGCUGUAAUAAUGACAGCCCUCAGAAUAAAAGCUGGAGCUGAAGAUCUAAUGUCCAUUAUACCAAAACAUCGAAGAUUUGCUAUCAACUCAAAAAAGUGUGAAUCUGAUACAGAAGAAAGGUGAAGAAACUAUUCCUUGCUGAUAUCAUUAAAGCUAUUAAGAUAAAUAUCAUGUGUUUCAUACAUUGAUGGGAGGGGAAAGAAGGCCAACCCCCUUUUAAUUAUGGCCUUUUCAUGUACAUUACCUGAUAAAAUGCUUUGGUUUUAAAAUCAUUUCCAUCAGUCUAAAAACACACAGCAGAUUCCACACUGUUAUUUAUUAAACAAAAAUGAAAAGCCUCAUAUGUAGUGCCCAGGCCCUGAGUCUGCUAAACAACAAGCCUUCACCACUGUUUCUGACAGUUUGUAUCAGCUGCUUGUGCUGAAAUGUGUCCUGCAUCACAACACUGUUAUUUGCAGACAUAUACACAAACAGAAUAAAAAUAGUACACAAAGAUGAGCAUAUGAUGGCAGUUUCAGGAUUGGCUGAUGUACAACUGUACAAUGGCAUUUUUCAAUUUAACCUGAGUAAACAGUAAAACCCUGUUCCUUCAACCUGAUGGUAACAGUCUGUAGUUAUGAUUCAGAGUGUUAUCCAGCUUAGAGGCAUUGUUAUUUGCUAAUAGCGUUAUCUUAUUAUGGUACGAGUAUUUGUAACGUUUCCUGACUGGGUGGCCUACUGAGAGCAAAUUUAAUCAGAACUCCUAAAUAUUUGUAGAGCAGUACCUCAUUGAUGUCUUCACUGUGGAUUAUAAUGGGAACUUUAUAACAGAUUUCUAUUUCUUUAGUAUUUAUUUUAUUGAUUUCAGGAGUAACAAUUAACUAUGCUGUAUCUGAUUCUCUCCAAACAUGGAGCCGCACUUCAUGUUUAAACAUCUUUACUAUAGUCUCAUCUGUCCAAAGCACAUUGUGGUUCAUUCAGAUACAACUUUACGAACCUACAGUAGGUUGUGCUGCUAACGCGCUAACUGAGGCCUGAAGAUUUUAUUUUUAUUAUUUCUCUGAACUUUUCAUGAUCUCACCUUGAGGUAAAGCUUCUGGUGUGUCCACUUAAGGGAAGAUUAACAUAUUUUUUAAAUGUUUAAUACUCGUGAAUGAUCUUUCUUUCUGUAAAAUAAUAGGCUUUAAGUGCCUUGGAAGUGGUCUUGUAACCCGUCCCACAUGAAUCGGCAGCAACAGUUUUGUUUCUCUGUAGUUAUUGCUGAUCUGUUUUUUUUUUUUUCGUUUUGGGACUGCGUUUCCAAACUUGCAUGUUCCAAAGUAGCAAACUGUUCAAACUCCUGUUUUUAUAGAGGUAGUCACAUUGAUGACGGUUGUUUAAUCAAUACAUCUGAUCAAGA
This is a messenger RNA of Fundulus heteroclitus (mummichog), 2571 nucleotides long. RefSeq names its product retinol dehydrogenase 14. The transcript has 2 exons. Lineage: Eukaryota; Metazoa; Chordata; Actinopteri; Cyprinodontiformes; Fundulidae. The record is from RefSeq and is a predicted model, not a curated record. Bases 83 to 943 code for a protein of 286 amino acids.